UGUAGCCGUGGAGACUGUUACUUACCAACGGGGACCAACACGCAGCAGCCGCCACCGCCGCCGCGGGAGCCGUUGCCCGAACUCCCGGCCCGAACUCCAGACCUGAGCAUGCAGAACUCAGAGAGUGGAUCGGAUUCCCCGGCUUCCGUGGCGUUGUGCUCGUCGGCGGCUGCCCAGGCGCCCGUGGCCCAGCCAGUGACAGCCUCUCCGCAGAGGGUGUUGGUCCAGGCAGCGGGCUCGGCUCCCAAAGGGGCCCAGAUGCAGCCACUCUCCCUCCCCAGAGUCCAGCAGGUGCCACAGCAGGUCCAGCCGGUGCAGCACGUGUACCCCCCCCAGGUGCAGUACGUGGAGGGCGGGGACGCCGUCUUCACCAACGGAGCCUUGCGGACGGCCUACGCCUACAACCCCGAGCCUCAGAUGUACGCCCCCAGCAGCGCCGCGUCCUACUUUGAGGCCCCAGGCGGCGCCCAGGUGACCGUGGCAGGCUCCUCCCCGUCUGCAGUCCCCUCCCACAGCAUGGUGGGCAUCACCAUGGAUGUCGGGGGCAGCCCCAUCGUCUCCAGCGCGGGAGCCUACCUUAUCCACGGGGGGAUGGACGGCACCAGGCACACCCUGGCCCACACGUCCCGCUCGUCGCCGGCUACGCUUGAAAUGGCGAUUGAAAACCUCCAAAAAAGCGAAGGGAUCACCUCUCACAAAAGCGGUUUACUCAACAGCCAUCUGCAGUGGCUCCUGGAUAAUUACGAGACUGCGGAGGGCGUGAGUCUCCCCAGAAGUUCACUCUACAACCACUACCUGCGGCACUGUCAGGAGCACAAGCUGGACCCGGUGAACGCCGCCUCCUUUGGGAAGCUGAUCCGCUCCGUGUUCAUGGGCCUGCGGACGCGGCGGCUGGGCACCAGGGGCAACUCCAAGUACCAUUACUAUGGGAUCCGCCUGAAGCCAGACUCGCCCCUGAACCGGCUGCAGGAGGACACGCAGUACAUGGCCAUGCGGCAGCAGCCGGUGCAUCAGAAGCCCAGGUACCGGCCAGCCCAGAAGACGGACAGCCUUGGGGAGAGCGGCUCGCAUAGCAGCCUGCACAGCACGCCCGAGCAGGCUAUGGCUGCCCAGAGCCAGCACCACCAGCAGUACAUCGAUGUGUCCCACGUCUUCCCCGAGUUCCCGGCGCCCGACCUGGGCAGCGUCCUGCUGCAGGAGAGCGUCACGCUGCAUGACGUCAGGGCCCUCCAGCUGGCCUACCGGCGGCACUGUGAGGCCACUUUAGACGUCGUCAUGAACCUCCAGUUCCACUACAUUGAGAAGCUGUGGCUCUCCUUCUGGAAUUCUAAAUCCUCUAGCGAUGGUCCCACCUCUCUACCCGCCAGUGAUGAGGAGCCAGAAGGCGCCGUCCUCCCCAAGGACAAGCUGGUGUCUCUGUGCAAGUGCGACCCCGUCCUCCGGUGGAUGAGGACCUGCGACCACAUCCUGUACCAGGCGCUGGUGGAGAUCCUCAUUCCAGACGUGCUGCGGCCCGUGCCUAGUACCCUGACACAAGCCAUCCGCAACUUUGCCAAGAGCUUGGAAGGCUGGUUGACCAACGCCAUGAGCGACUUCCCACAGCAGGUCAUCCAGACCAAGGUCGGUGUGGUGAGUGCUUUUGCGCAGACCCUGCGGAGGUACACAUCCCUCAACCAUCUGGCUCAGGCGGCCAGGGCAGUGCUGCAGAACACCUCCCAGAUCAACCAGAUGCUCAGCGACCUCAACCGCGUGGACUUUGCCAAUGUGCAGGAGCAGGCCUCGUGGGUGUGCCAAUGCGAGGAGGGUGUAGUACAGCGGCUGGAGCAGGACUUCAAGCUGACCCUGCAGCAGCAGAGCUCCCUGGACCAGUGGGCCAGCUGGCUAGACAAUGUGGUCACCCAGGUCCUGAAGCAGCAUGCGGGCAGCCCCAGCUUCCCCAAGGCCGCCCGGCAGUUCCUGCUGAAAUGGUCCUUUUACAGCUCCAUGGUGAUCCGAGACCUGACCCUGCGCAGCGCCGCCAGCUUCGGCUCCUUCCACCUCAUCCGGCUGCUCUAUGACGAGUACAUGUUCUACCUGGUGGAGCACCGGGUCGCCGAGGCCACUGGGGAGACACCCAUUGCUGUGAUGGGAGAGUUCAACGAUCUGGCCUCCCUGUCGCUGACACUGCUGGACAAAGGUGGGUGUGUCUGGGCGUUCCCUCCCAUCCUGGGCAUAGUGGAGGUGGGGGCAGCCCCUAAGGCGGGGCCCUGGGCAGCAGCCCGCAUGUCCACCGGGGCUCAGAGCAGAAGCCCCCACGCUCCUCCUAGAUGACUGUCCUGCUCCCCCAGCCGUCCACACCAGGCCUGGAGGAGCAGGGCCACGGACGGGACUGAGGCGGCUAAGUGCCUCCUCCCUCCACGUCUGGAGAGGGAGUGGGGCAGGUGGGGCAGUGAGCACCCCUGGGGCCCAUUCCCUGCCCCACGGGGAUGGGAGGCUCAGCGCCCAAGGGGGACCCUACCAGGUGCAUGACCCAGGCACAUGGGCACUGGUUGAGGGGUGGUCGCAGGCAGGAAACCCCCAGUCAGCUCACACCCGAGCCAAGGCAGGGCCCUCACCUGGCCUGUUCGUGUCCCCCACCCCACCCGACCCUACAGAUGACAUCAGUGAGGCCCACUCGGAGACCCGAGGACGGGGCGAGCCCCUGGUGAAGCGGGAGCGCAGCGACCCCAACCACCCCCUGCAGGGCGUCUAGCUGGGCCCCCAGCUCCAGGCCUGAGCUCCGCCACAAUAGUGCCUCUUAGACAAGUGACCUUUACUCCGAGUCCAGGCGCCCUGGGCCAGGGUGCCCAUAAAAGACACCCUCCUCUUCCUCAAGAUGAAAACCGCUGUGACCCUGGAGGAACUGUGCGCCAGGUGCCCAGGGCCUGAGCUGCACACUGGGGCACCCAGCCCACCUUCUCCUCCUCCUGAAUCUCCUCCCCCUUCGGCACACACCCUGGCUCAGAGCUGGAAGGGGCCAGGCGGUGUUGGCCAGUUGCUGCCUCCCCUCCCAGCUGGGAACUCCAGUGGCCCCUGGGAGGAAGGGGGUGUCCCGAAGCCCCCCUCGUGUCCUGCAGAGGGCAGGGGCCAUCUUGAUCCUUGCCUCAUGGCCUCCUGCCCAGCUGGUCCCCAAGAGCCUGGUCUCUAGAUGCCAAAGGGUUCAGAAGCAGCUGCCAAAUGAUCCCUGGAUGGGGCUCAGCCCACAGCCCCACGUGGCUCAAGAACCAGUCACCAAAACAGGCUCCCUGGUGCCAAGAACCAGUGGGACCUUUCCAUCAAACCCAGAAGCUUGAUCUGCAACCGGAAGGAUUGGGAUUCUGCCCAAGUUCACAGCCAACAUCAAGCUCAACAGUGAGGUCUGGAAUGAGUUUGUUCCAGGGAGUUCGGGAGAUCAGUGUCCCAUCGGCGCCUUCAGAGGGCAGCCCAUCCAGCCAAGACUGCAUGAACAGCUGUGUCUAAGCCUCGCUUCACAGAACCUUCCAGACUGCCUCCCUUUGAAGUAGUGAUCCCUGAGCACUGUGACUCCAGCAGGUCCCAUCUUGAACUGCUCAGAGUCCAAACUCUUCUCUGGGGACGAACCCCAAGGCCCGGCCCGGCCCCGAACUCUACACGCUUCAUGUCUGCAUCCCUCAUAAUUUAACCUGAUGCACAAUGGGCCCGGGACAGAGGGCUGCCCCCACAGCAGCUGCAGAGAAGACGGCAAGCCUCUGGUCUAAGAAGGCCCGGCUUUGCUUCUCUUUUUGAAAGUAUGUUCAUACCGAUAGUUUCGUGAUCUAAUUGUUAUUAGAACGUUCCUUAUGAAUGUGUAUAUGGCAGUAUAUCCGGUCCCCAAUGGUUUCCUCACGCAUGAAGAAGGUACUCAUGGAAACUCACGUGGCCUUGCAAACCCUGUUUCUUGACAAGCAGCACUGUGCAUCCGUGUCCUUGAGUGCACUGGGCAGGGAGCUGAGGGGAAAGAUGAGGAGUCUCAUCUAAGGAGCCAGCGGCCUGCUGUGGCGAUCACCGAGUGCAUCUCCUCUCGAGACUGCAGACUCAGAUGAACUCCGACAAAAAGAAAAUCUUUAAAGGCACAUCUGCUUUCCUGGGAGACGGUCAAGUUCAUGGUUCCUGGACGGUCACGCCUGCCUCUUCCUCCACGUUUCUGCCUUACGCCGUCUAGUCCUUUGCCGGAUUCCGUGAGGAGGAAUAUAAACGACAUAAAGACACCAGACUUUCGAGCCCAUUCUUGUUUUUCGUUGCAAUAAACACACUAAAUGUACCCACUGAGGGUCAUGGUCCACACUCCCACCCCUGCCGCACCCCCCGUGGUCCUGGAAGAUUCAGCACCCCCUCCCGCAGGCCCCUAGUCCUGGGACAGCAGGGCGGCCCAGACUGGGCUCUGCGAGCCUGGGAAGGGGCAGGAAGGAAAUGGCGCUUUCCUCCGGCUCCCUGGGGAAUGUUCCAGAAGGGGCAGUUUCCCCAGGCCGAGAGGACAACAAAGCAGCUCAGCCCAGGAUAGGCAACACAGUGUGUCCAGGCUAGAGUGAUCCAGAGGCGCAGCGCCAGCCCAGCUCCAGCGCUGAUGCAGCCCGCUGAGUGUUUACCAGGCGUGUCUGGUAAAGCGGGGGCGGGGGGGCAUGGGCCGGACCUCAGAACCCCCUAAGGAUCAGUGCCUGAGCGUCUUGCAGAAUCACCAGGCCCUAGCCCCAGGGAGCCCCGCUUGUGGCAUUAAGGUCGGGGCUGGGCGUCCAUAACUGUUGCCACCACCCUCUCUGCAGGGGGUGGGGGUGGGGGUGGGCAUGGGGUGACCCAACACGGGAUUGUGGGACUUUGGAGAAAUCCUGCAGAGAAGAGCAAUGCACUCAGGAACCAGGAAGGGCCCAGGGGCAGGAGGAUGUUCUAGAAACCCGGAUGCAGUUCUCAGUUUUCCGUAAAAGCUGCUUCUAGGGGGCGAGGCAGGUGCCCCAUAUGCUGAAGUUGCUCAGCCUCGGCCCCAGCCCAGGCCUCUUUGUCCCAAGUGGCAGCCCAGGUGACUCCAGGCUACAUGAAAAUUAUCCCAAGCUGGGAACCCCAGGGCCUGCGCUUGGCUUAAUGCCUGUGCGGUCCCCAUCUUGAAAUUCCUAAGAAUUUUCCACCAAAGGGCCAGUGCUUUCAUUUCACACUGGGCCUCACAAAUACUGUGGCCAGUCCUGGGGAGGAUCCCAGGACCCAAGCACGCAGCCUCCCCCUCAGCCAGUGGCCAGGCCCCAACUCUGUGCAAUGCCCUGCCAGGCUCUGAAAACCCAGCGGAGCCCAAAGGUGUCCCCACCCUCUCAUGGUUCAGGAUUUCAGCCCAUGGCCCCUGAGCAGCAUCAACCCUUGCACAGGGCAGGAGCUGCACCCCUAACCUUCCCCCUCAGAGAUCCCAGCCAGGGCCAGGUAAUAGGGUCCCUGGUAGGGGAGGGCACCUUAGGGCCUGGGUAGCUGGUGAGGCUCAUAAGCACAGGUGAUGCCCACAUGAUUGCUGCCCCAGGAGCCAGAGAAGAGAGAGAAGGAGGGGAGCCCACUGAAGACUCCUGGGUCAUCAAGUCCCUUGAUGGCCCACUGGAUAGUGCAUAAGAGGGACCUAGUCCUACCAAGAGCCUCAGGAGGUCCUGACCAAUCACAGUGGCUUCUCUGUAGAUGCUCUGGUCCAUUCUUUUUGAUGAUCUUCCCAGGUAGGUAUUAACCACCCCCAUCCACUGUCAUACCCAUGGGAAAAUCGAAAGUUACUGGCUGGAAA
Messenger RNA from Capra hircus (goat), 5758 nucleotides. RefSeq names its product regulatory factor X2 (gene RFX2). Gene Ontology annotation, biological process: regulation of transcription by RNA polymerase II. Lineage: Eukaryota; Metazoa; Chordata; Mammalia; Artiodactyla; Bovidae. The record is from RefSeq and is a predicted model, not a curated record. Gene Ontology annotation, cellular component: nucleus. Bases 109 to 2310 code for a protein of 733 amino acids. The transcript is spliced from 17 exons. Gene Ontology annotation, molecular function: DNA-binding transcription factor activity, RNA polymerase II-specific; RNA polymerase II cis-regulatory region sequence-specific DNA binding.